UAGCAGACAGAACGUUUUGGGAGGUGUUGUAGAAGAAAGGCAAAAGAAACGGAGUAAAUGAGAGCACUUUUUGUACAGAUUAUUGAAGGAUUUAUCAGCUAAAUAAAUCGCCGAAACAGCUCAUUAUAAUGCAACGGACACAAUAUUGAAAUCCUGUCCAGGUAAAGGCCUGCAUUUUGUUUUUCGUGUUGACUGAGGUCGACUGUUACAAGAGCGGGUAACUGGUGAAAAGGCGGUUACAGGCUCCUGCCCUGGACUGAGUGAAGGACACUUGAGGAACAGAGCUGUGCCUCUCCCUGUCAGAACCCUGGACACACCAACCUGCCCACCAACAUGACCGAUGUGGCGAUAGUGAAGGAGGGAUGGCUGCACAAAAGAGGAGAGUACAUUAAGACCUGGAGGCCCAGGUAUUUUCUACUCAAGAGUGAUGGUACAUUCAUUGGCUACAAGGAACGACCACAAGAUGUUGACGCGUUUGAAACCCCCUUAAAUAACUUCUCAGUAGCACAGUGCCAGCUGAUGAAAACGGAGCGGCCCAAGCCCAACACAUUCAUCAUCCGCUGCCUGCAGUGGACCACUGUCAUCGAGCGCACCUUCCACGUGGAGACCCCCGAGGAGAGGGAAGAAUGGACGAAAGCCAUUGAGGCCGUAGCAGACGGCCUACAGAAACAGGAAGAGGAGAUGAUGGACUCCUCCCCAGACCCAAUGGACAUGGAGAUGUACCUGACCAAACCCAGACUCAAAGUGACUAUGCACGACUUUGAAUACCUCAAACUCCUCGGAAAAGGCACUUUUGGCAAAGUGAUCCUGGUGAAGGAGAAGGCCACUGGACGCUACUAUGCCAUGAAAAUCCUGAAGAAGGAAGUGAUCGUAGCGAAAGAUGAAGUGGCACACACACUCACAGAAAACCGAGUGCUCCAGAAUUCCAAGCAUCCGUUCUUGACAGGCCUCAAAUACUCUUUCCAGACCCACGACCGGUUGUGUUUUGUCAUGGAGUAUGCGAACGGCGGAGAGCUGUUCUUCCACCUGUCCCGGGACCGGGUGUUCUCGGAGGAGCGGGCGCGGUUCUACGGGGCGGAGAUAGUGUCAGCGCUGGAUUACCUGCAUGCUGAGAGGAAUGUGGUCUACAGAGACCUGAAGCUGGAAAAUCUCAUGCUGGACAAAGACGGACACAUAAAGAUCACCGACUUUGGACUGUGUAAGGAGGGGAUCACAGACGGGGCCACCAUGAAGACCUUCUGUGGGACGCCAGAGUACCUGGCCCCAGAGGUUCUGGAGGACAAUGAUUACGGUCGGGCGGUGGACUGGUGGGGUCUGGGUGUGGUCAUGUACGAGAUGUUGUGCGGUCGGCUGCCCUUCUACAACCAGGACCACGAGAAGCUGUUUGAGCUCAUCCUCAUGGAGGACAUCCGUUUCCCACGCACCCUGGGCCCCGAGGGCAGGUCCCUGCUCUCCGGCCUGCUCAAGAAGGACCCCAAGCAGCGGUUAGGUGGAGGACCAGAUGAUGCUAAGGAGAUCAUGCAGCACAAAUUCUUUGCCGGGAUUGAAUGGCAAGAUGUGUAUGAGAAAAAACUGGUCCCGCCCUUCAAGCCCCAGGUUACCUCGGAAACAGAUACACGGUAUUUUGACGAGGAGUUCACAGCACAGACCAUCACUAUUACACCGCCCGGACAAGAAGACAGCAUGGAGUCAUUUGACAGCGAACGGAGACCCCACUUCCCACAGUUCUCCUACUCUGCGAGUGGGACAGCCUAAACACACCCCUUUCAUUCCUCUGGUCCCACCAUUUCCCCUCACCUCAUCAGACUGCACAUCCAACUACCGGGGCCUUCGCCACAUCUUUCUUUACUUCACCAGUGUCUCAGAUAAUAUUGUUGAACAGACAUUUGCAAUCUGCAGGUUCGGUAAUUAUAUGGGAAAAUACUCCAUACUACACAAAUGAAAAACAACUGGUUGUUUCUGUGGCCUUUUAAGACUUUUAUAAUGGUGAGAGAUAACACUACAGUGCAUUUCCUGCUUGUCUUUAUGUAUACAGUCAGACAAGCUUGAUGUUCAUAAAACCAUAAUUUAUAGGAAAAGAGUGGUCAUGCAGCAGUGUGGUAUAUGAAUUUAGAAUGAUAAGGCUACACGUUCUUAAACUUUUGUUUUCCUUGCUUUUGUCAGCACCUGUUAUAUUUGUCACAUACUAUUCACAAAGUGAACGUUUGCCCGGAAACGUUUACGGGACCAUAAGGAUUGUAUCGGAAUUAGCCAUUUAAAAUUGAAAUGUAUUUUGCUGUUCUUUGUUUAAAGGGGAAAUCUGUAGUUGUUACAUACAUUUUUUGACUUAUAAAUGAAUGAUAUGUACCCAUUGGUUCUUGAAGAAUAUAACUUAUACAUGGCUAAUGAGCUUAGUUGAACUGUCGUACCACAUCAGAACCCAAAAUAUAAGAUUGUUUUACUCCAAUGUUUGUAAACAAACCCUAUAUAGCCUCAGAAUGGUUAAAAUGAUCAUUUUGGAUAUCAUGGCUGGUCAGUCCUUGCAGCCAUAGCUCUAUGAAUUUUAGAGUGGUUACAUUUCUCCAGCCCCAUCCCUCAGCUUUUUACCGAAACGGGUGGGGAGAACGCUUUAUUGUUUCAACUGCUGAUUUUGGCUUUAAUACAAAUAAAUAUUGUGGCCCAACGGCAAUAGAUGA
Messenger RNA from Coregonus clupeaformis (lake whitefish), 2675 nucleotides. RefSeq names its product v-akt murine thymoma viral oncogene homolog 1 (gene akt1). The transcript is spliced from 14 exons. Bases 334 to 1755 code for a protein of 473 amino acids. The record is from RefSeq and is a predicted model, not a curated record. Gene Ontology annotation, biological process: protein phosphorylation. Lineage: Eukaryota; Metazoa; Chordata; Actinopteri; Salmoniformes; Salmonidae. Gene Ontology annotation, molecular function: protein serine/threonine kinase activity; ATP binding.